AUGGCGCUUCCGCUUACCCGUCACAAAAUAAUCAGUUUCAAAAUACAGUGCAGGGUGCAGGUCGUCGAUGCGUCUAUGGAUCCACGUGUUUGUCAAGUUAAAUUGUAUGUUAAAGACAUGAGCAGCAGAAUAAAGGUAGAUGGGGUCGCCAUCAGUACACAGAACUUCACUAUUAAGGACGCUGAAGUCAUUUCCGUAUACCCUAACCUGGGCCCCAGAUCCGGGGGCACCAACAUGACUAUAUUUGGGCGGAAUCUUGAAGCUGGAUCCAACAUUUCUGUGUACAUAGGGAACAUAUCUCGCUGUUUUAUUAUCAGUGUUUCUAAAGAUGGGAUAAACUGCACGACAGAACGGCUGUUUUUAUUUCCCGACGAUGUAGACGACAGCGCUAACGUCAGCACGACAUUUUCCCCGCCGUGUGGUGAAAUUAUUGUCGUCAUCAACAAAGCCACUUUGAAAUCUACUGACCUCUUCUGUUAUUUCAAAGAUCCUGAUAUUUCCUCCAUAACUCCAAAGCGCACCAUUGAAAGUGGCGGUCUCCUUAUCAACGUGACUGGCAGCAACCUCAACACGAUCGCCCGACCUAGAAUUGGAAUCAGUGUUAACGGUUCUUCAGAAUCAUCAAAGCUUGGGGAUUGCCAUGUCCACCAAGGAGGACGAGUCAUGAUCUGUCAAUCACCUGAAACGGGGCGUGUCCUUGAUGGAGGAAACAAAGUUUCCGGUCAUAUCUGGUUUGAGAUGGAUGGCGUGGACGAAAUGAGAAACUUUUCACAGUACUACCCAUCCCUCAGUACAUUCUCAGUCUACCCUGACCCCGAUUUGCUGCCGUUCAACGGAUCAGAGCUUCCCACCAUCAAGCCGAAUACACGACUUGAAAUACAGGGAAGCGGUAUGAAAGGCGUCAUUUCAGAGAGUGAUAUCAUCAUUCUGAUUGGUCCAAAUACUUGCAGGCUAAUUGUCGUACACAUGACACGUGUUGUUUGUACACCUCAGUUUCCCGCGCAAACAGUCUCGCUUCCAGUCAGGGUGAAAAUAGGAAACCUGGAGUUUAAGAUUGGCGUCAUCACACUGUCUGGGGUCGGGCAGCAGACACCUCCCCCAGCCGCGGGGACGACGCUUCCCGUGUCGACCGACCUGCUGAUCGGUCUGUGUGUCGGCGGUGCAGUGUUCGUUACGAUAGUUACAGUUGCCUUGAUUAUGGCGGCGAUCAAGUGCAGAAGUGUGAAAGAACACAAGCCUUUGUCGGAGUAUUCUUCCUCAGACGGUUAUCAGCUGAGUCCUACACAAGUCAUACAGCGAACACUCGACUCGUUCACAUUGGAGAAAAUCAACUCUUGUAAUAUUCUUAUACCACGUGACUUGCUAACGAUUGGUGACGUCAUUGGUUCAGGUAAUUUUGGAUGUGUUCACGAAGGCUACUUAAAGGGAGACAACAAUGAGAGUGUUUCAAGAAAGGUUGCAGUAAAGAAUUUACAAGAAAGCUCCACCCAGAUGGUUGAUUUCAAGGCGUUCGUGGAGGAGGCGCUGCUAAUGAAGGACUUCAACCACCCCCACGUCCUGUGUCUAGUGGGAAUCACCCUCACUGACGAUCGUCAGCCCCUGGUCGUACUGCCCUACAUGGAGAACGGGGAUCUUCUCAAAUACGUCAGCAGUGACACACAGGUAGUAACUGUGAGAGAUGUGAUCAGAUUCGGUCAGGACAUUGCUGCAGGGAUGUUCUACCUGGCUAAUCUCAAGUUCGUCCACAGGGACCUGGCUGCCAGGAACUGCAUGCUUGACGAGUGUUUUCGAGUGAAAGUGGCCGACUUUGGUCUUUGCCGCGAUAUAUACGAGAAGGGAUAUUAUUCUAGUGACAACAAAAAGAAACUGCCGAUACGCUGGAUGGCGAUGGAGAGCAUAGACAAGGGAACAUACUCGUCCAAAUCUGAUGUGUGGUCCCUAGGGAUCGUAUUGUGGGAGCUCCUCACCCGAGGUAUUACUCCCUACCCAGGAGUCGACGGCUGGGAUAUCAUUCGCUUUCUUCAGCUGGGUAAAAGACUCUUCAGACCCUGGUUUUGUUCUGAGAAUCUAUAUCAGCUACUGCUGCAAUGCUGGUCAAAGGACCCGAGUGACCGGCCAACAUUCCAUAUGAUAUCUGAAUACUUGGAGAAAAUCCUCAAAGAUCUGGACACGAUGUCUGAAUCCGAGACGGAAAUCACCAUGUCAGAAUGCUGCCAGUACCGAGAAAGUGUACUAUCAUGUCAUGAGUAUCUUGUACCGGAGGGUUCCAUGAGCCAUUCGUAUCAUACACAGAAUGACCCACUUACGGAUCCUCAACAAGACGGCUCUACGACGAAUCAUCGCUAUCAUGCGCUGAAUAACCGAGGACAGGAAGAUCCCACGAAUCACUCCUAUCGUACGUUGAAUGAUCGAGAACCUGGGGGUCCCACGAAUCACUCCUAUCGUACGUUGAAUGAUCGAGAACCUGGGGGUCCCACGAAUCACUCCUAUCGUACGUUGAAUGAUCGAGAACCUGGGGGUCCCAUGCGCCAUUCGUAUCAUACGCUGAACGAUCGAGUAGUGGGGAUUCAACAAGAGCUCAUUCCACAAGUCAAAAAUAGUCAUGAUGACGAUAACUCUUUGAAUGUUUCGAAGGAACGUCACUUUCUGGAACCUGCGACACCCACGAAGACGGCCCGAGAGCGUGAUGGCUCUUGUGAACCUCUCCGCGAAUUCGACAUUAAAGAUUCAGCAUCUAAAAACCAGUAUUUCGAAUUGGAAAAAGGCCUUCAUGGACUCAGUCAUCCGGGCAUGGACCUGAACGUCAGUUGUGUUGAUUCUAUAGUUCAUGACACAACAAACGACCCAUAGAUACACUUAUAAUUAAAGGGACUGUCCUGCAUUUGCUGCAUUGUAAGAUGUUUGCGACUAAUAAAAUCUUUUAACGAUUACAAUUACAUACUAAAUACAUUUUCCUGUUUAGAAUAUUAGUGUCUGUAUAUUUAAUUUGUUUCUGAUCGUGUUAAUAUUUGUAAGUAGCCCAUGCUAGAUUUGGUCUCCAAAUAGUGACGUAAGUACGAAAACAAAUAUAUCAUAAAAUAAAAUGAAAUUUGACCUAGUACAACACUAAGACGAUCAGAAACAUAUUUAGUAUACAUCCACUGAUAUUUAUGCGGACAAAUAUAUUUAAUAAAUAAUUACUGUUAUUAGUAAGUGGGGCGAGCCAUAGCCCAGUGGUAAAUCAUUGGCUUGAUGCGCGGUC
This is a messenger RNA of Gigantopelta aegis, 3241 nucleotides long. RefSeq names its product macrophage-stimulating protein receptor-like. Lineage: Eukaryota; Metazoa; Mollusca; Gastropoda; Neomphalida; Peltospiridae. The coding region runs from base 1 to 2850 and encodes 949 amino acids. The transcript has 15 exons. The record is from RefSeq and is a predicted model, not a curated record. Gene Ontology annotation, molecular function: ATP binding; transmembrane receptor protein tyrosine kinase activity. Gene Ontology annotation, biological process: positive regulation of kinase activity; multicellular organism development; protein phosphorylation. Gene Ontology annotation, cellular component: signaling receptor complex.